AUGACAAUCCGGCACUGUCCUCACACACCAGCCUGUGCGAUGAGAGUUUUGAGGAUGAUGGCCAGCCUGGCCAAGCAGCCUUUGCUGGACUGGACGGUGGAGAGACCAGCAUGACCGAAAGUGCUGAGAGCUGCCUGCUGGAUGUUUGCGGGCUGAUCCAGAAGCUGGAUUCUGAGAGGAAACAGCUGUUGAUGGAGCAUGAAAGAGAUGAGCAGCAUAGACACUGGUUCUACAAGCAGCUGAAGACAAUCACACAGAAGAUGGAAGGCCUACAGCAUUCGGAAAAGUUUUCAGUGCAGGCAGAUAUUGCCAGGUGCCAGUUAGAGAUGGAGGCUCACAAAGUCCAGGGUGCCAUGCAAGAAAAAUUGGGGUCGGGGGAGCAGAGCAAACUUAGGCAGGAGGCCAGGUUGGACAGGAUUAGGAAUCUUGAUUCCGAGAUCAGAUCCUUACAAGUGAAAGCAAAGCAGGCAUCCAGAGACGUGAAAGAUGCUGCCACUGGGACAAUGCUGGGAAGAGAU
Molecule: messenger RNA, 518 nt
Organism: Candidula unifasciata
Lineage: Eukaryota; Metazoa; Mollusca; Gastropoda; Stylommatophora; Geomitridae
Source: the annotation of a GenBank genome assembly